CACAGGCGAUGAGAACGCAAGUCACGCCAUACAUUCGCCUCACACAUGCCAUUAACCGUCCACGGCAGAGAGUCAAGACAAUGCAAGGCACCGCACAGUACACACAAGAUGCGCUUCGCAGACAGGCAGAGACAGACAGAGGGAGAGUUGUUGCUUGGCUGUCGAUAUGUCUGUCUGUCUGUCUGUCUCACCCUCAAGCAAUCGUAGUCUUAACUACCCGUCCUGCCACCCAUUUCCCUCUAUUCGUUCUCCCUUCGCCACACCAUGCCCUCCAGCUGAUCCGCUAGCACUCUCAUCAUCACGACAGUGCGCGUCUGUUUGUGGGGGCCCACUCGGUCGUGGAGAUCCAACCAUGACGCAAAGCCCCCCAGCAAUGCAGGCAAACGGUCGUCAUGUGCCCCUCGCACCAUCGCCUCACUACCUACCACCACCAGCCGGCAAUGCCAUCCGUCCCGCUUUUCGUGGAACACGGCCGCCCCCCAGUAUCUGAUGCGGCGGAUGUGCCAGCCGUUCACCGCCACCCGGCAUACCUCACCCAAGUUCGUCACAUGGCGUCACAGAGCGUCCAAAAAGAACUCCAUCAGGCUGGAACGCCACACACACACAGAGAGAGACACACACACACACCCUACAAACACGCGAGAACUAGACACCCCCAGAGACAAGCCAUAUGCAAUCAACUCAUGAAUACGCCAACAAUGCUGUGCACACACCUCAGCGCCCAUCCCACCCCACAGACACGACGAAUGAUACAACAGAACAUCUCUCUGAUUUUGCCCGAGUGUGGGCGAAGCGACACACAAGAGAGAUAGGAAAGUGGGUCAGCCAUCAAUCUCUGCUGCUGUGUACAUUACAUGCACGUAGCGAUAAACCUGUCCCCCUCCCACACACGACCUCGCCGGACCACGGCUGAUGGGCUGAUGGAUGGAUGCUUUCGUGCCAUCAACCUGCGCACCAAGCAGAUCCAGAUCCACACACAUGCACGACAUCGGCUCAAAAAACACGCACUUGCCUGCUUGCUGACAAAACACGACAUGUCCCUUCUCGCUGCUUGCUGACUUUUCAAAACACGCCUGCCUUCCAAGGCGAGCAAAAUCACACACCACAUUCUACCCAUGUUUGCGACUAGCCAGUGUUGGAAGGAUCGAACAGAACAGGCCAAAAAACUAUGACGCCACGACGAGCGAGCGACACAUACAUGCACACCGACAUACACCCCUCAGGUCUUGUCCUCGGGUGACGGGACGUCUGACGGCGUUAUGGAGCUGCUUUUGGACUGGUCGGCGACCCUGAUGCUGCUGUUGCUUUGACUGAAGUUGAUGUGGGGGUUGACUGCGCCCGGCUUGGCCUUGCAGAACAUGCCACCGAAAUGGGGCCAGUACUGUGGCAAAACGAGGAAGAAGGGCACGUAUGUGCGACGACAAAAGAGACGUGAGGAAGUGGAGUGGUUGUUGUGUAUGCAUGUACCAUCAGCGGCACUGUGAGUGCGAUGGUGAUGACGCACAGGCCGUGAACCUGAAAUGGGAUCCGCGGGUCGUCCUUGAUAUACUUGUAGAUGAAGCCUGCCAGCACCGCACCAAAGUGGCCACCCUGAAAGAACAAGAAAGACCAGCACAGAGAGAGACACUCACGAGAGGUGUGAGGCAGCUUUCGUGUCGUCUUCUUACGUACCGCGGCUACGAGCGCUGAGACAAUGCCACGAUGCUGGGGCAUCAUGAAAGGCACAAUGCCGUAGCUAGUGCCCUGAGACGUCUGCAUGCACACACACAGAGGGAAGGAAGGAGAGAGACCAUCGAUGCAAUGAUCCACCCAUCGACGUGCAUGUCACUAGAGGGCAAUCAGCUCUCACCUGGACGAACAGACCGAGGACGCCGAGGCAUGUAAUGGCGGCUUCGAAUUGGCCCUCCCUCCCGAAGGCGACGAGCAUGAUGCCCUCCACCAGCAGGCAAAUAAAGUGAAUCCACAAGCGGCCCCGCAUGCCCCAUUUUUUGAAGUUCAAGUCAGACAGACCGCCGCCCUGCACGCCAGCCAACACGCACCAAACAAACAGCACACGCAACACAGCAAACGGCGUGUUCGUGGGUGACUGCAUGCAUGUGUGAGUUGAGUGCAUCCAACCCACUGACUCACGAGUGGUCCGAUAAAGUUAUCCAACAUAACGGCCAAAGAUACGCUGACAGCACGGCCGGAAAGCUCCACGGGGAGCUGGAAGAAGUCGUGGAAGUAGAGCACCAGCUGGUUGUUGAGCUGCAGCUCAGUCCCGAAGUAAGCCGCAUACUGCAGCAUCAUCAACACAACACGGUAGUCCUUCAGAGCCCUGCAAGAAGAACACAACUGAACAACACAACGGACACACGGCGACGUCCCUCUCCCCCUCCUGCUUCGUAUGCACUCACUCGACGUAGUCCCACAGAGAUGUAUUGGCCUUGCCGAGCAUGGAUGUAUGAAAUUUGCCGUGGGGCGUGUCUUGCGAGGAGAACCAGACGACUAGCGAGACGAGCACAAAGAUGACGCCUGGGACGACCAUUGACACCCUCCACGCAAUGCCUACGCUCAGCCCAGCCUCCACAAAGCCCGAGAAGAUACUCGGCAUCAAAAACUGGGUCACACCACCGUCCAACUUGCCCAACGCGGCAGCUGUAUUCAUGCAGCGCGAAACACACACACACACACAAACCAGGAGGGAAUAUUGCUGCGUGGAGGCUGGUCUCAGUCAGUGUCCAUGUAUCUCACUGACCAGUGGCAUUGGCGGUCCCAACAACGCUGGGUGCGAACAUGAGUGAGCACCAGAACUGGGUGGUCACAAAGGUGGCCCCCACCCCGCCGAUGAAGAACCGCACGGCGACGAGGCCGGCGCCGUUGACGAUGAAAGCCGCGCAUAGGACGGGGAUGGCAAAAAGGGCCAUGUACACGGACUGCACGACGCGCGGGCCGAACUUCUCCAGCAGAAAGCCCGUCGCCACCGUCAUACCAAUCGUGGAUGCAACAGAGCUGAUGGACGACAACAACGGAGAAAGACAUGACAACAGACAGACAGACAGACAGCAGACGUCCACGUGCGUGGAUGCUCUGCUUGUGCUGCACAGCUCACCAUAUGUUUGCGUUCUGCAGGACGUCCCUGCACUUGGGACCGCACACGCACAUCAGUUGUGUGCCAUAUUCGGUGUACUCGUCACAGAUGCCGAUGGAGUCCCGCACGGCCGGCAUGAGAGGCGCAAGUGCGAACCUGAGUGAAUCAAUGAGACAGGCGCACACAACCAAGCACGAAGAUCUGGCAUCAUGCAUCCCUGGUCCGAUGUCCUGCGUGCGGACCAUCCGACGAAGGUAAAGAAGAAGGAUAUCGUCGCGGCCCAGAACGCACGGGCAUGCGGGUUGGUCUGCUUGCGCUUGCCAAAGUUCCUGCAGGACACGCGCACACACAGACAGCUCAAGAUAGAUGUGCACAGAUCGGCUUGCAUCUCACCAGAUGCGUAAGACAGUGGCCUUGUCGUUCUCACCAACAGGCCAGUCAAACUGAGGCUUGCUCUCCUCCAGGGAAAUGGUGGGUUCGGUCAUCGCAGAGGAGAAAAGGACGGAUCUCUG
This is a messenger RNA of Vitrella brassicaformis, 3582 nucleotides long. The record is from the annotation of a GenBank genome assembly. Lineage: Eukaryota; Vitrellaceae.